Messenger RNA from Vanderwaltozyma polyspora DSM 70294, 1227 nucleotides. It is a transcript of the gene PEA2, whose product is annotated as Pea2p. NCBI's taxonomy places the organism in Eukaryota, Fungi, Ascomycota, Saccharomycetes, Saccharomycetales, Saccharomycetaceae. The record is from RefSeq and is a predicted model, not a curated record. The transcript has a single exon. Bases 1 to 1227 code for a protein of 408 amino acids.
AUGUUGGGUCAACACGAGAAUGAAUCAGGAAUUAAUUUAAAAUUAAUGGAAAGGGCUAACCCAUUGUUAUUUUCCCAGGAAAGAAUAGACGAAUAUCCUUUGAAGUAUGAUGAAUUGAAGCAAUAUUUGAAUGCCAAGGAUUCUAAUGGUUCUUUUUUGCCAUUACAUCAGGAAAACAUGAUGCACACAGAGGGUGACUAUCUGGAUUUUUUACUGUACAGAAAGAAUGAUAAUGAUACCUCCAUUGAUUUGAAUAAGAAGCUAGCUUGCGAAUUUGCUUUAUAUCAGGUGCAGAAACAGAAAAGACAAGGUGGUUUACCAAAAGAACUUUCUGUAUCUGUUGACAAAUUGAUGAAAUUAAAGCCACAAUCUCAGGAUUGGAAUGAACAGAUGAUGUCAAUAUUGGAAUCUAUCAAUGCCAUUGAACUAGAUACAUCUGUAUUGAAACCAAAUGGUGGUGACUUAGGUAAUUCGAUGUUAAUAGGCAAAGAAGGGACACAUAUGAAUGGGUUUGCCAGUAAAAAUGUUAGUGUUUCCAACUUAUUACAUAAUGGUGAAAAAAGUUUAUCCCCGGAUGAUAUCCCAGACAAUCGUAACCCAGACGUUAUAAUACAAGAAUUGACAUCAUACUUGCUUUCAAAUGCUAUUACAAAAGGGAUAGUUGUUAAACCAGAGAGGGUCGAUGAUCCAGUCGAAUUUUUGAAAAGUAGUAUUGAUUCCAUUAUUAAUGAGUCUUCACAGAAUGAAAGAUUGAUUACAGAGGCUAGGAAACAAAGCAUCAAAAGAAGCAACACGUAUAAGAAUUCUAAAGAGUUGGAAAUUGCGUUUAAAGAUUUACAACUGGCGCAUAAUUUUUUAACUAAGCAAUUUGAAAAUGAUCGUGAAGAAUACAGUAGAGAUAUUGAAAAACUAACAUCGAAUAAUAAUGAAUUACAACAAAAAGUAUUAAAUUACCAUUCUUCAUUACUGACAGCAGAAAACACCAUGGAUGAACUUGAAAAAAAAUUGAAAGAAGAAAAGUUAAAGAAUACACACACUGAACAAAUAUUUAGUCCUGUCACACCAAUGUCAGCCUCAAGUAAUAAUUCCCAAUCGAUUACAAUUAUGAGAAAUGAAUUUAAGAAAAUGUUAAGUGACACACAGAAAAGAUAUGAACAAGAACUUGAAGAAGAAAGACAAGCCAGAUUCAGAUUAGAAAAAGAAUUAGAAAGCUUAAAAAAUCGAUAG